AUGUCCUGUAGUAAUAUAUUCGACUGUUUACCUUCUCCUUCCAAAGUUCUUCGAAAGUCGAGUGGUAAAGCGAAGCUUGCCAAUUCUUCGAACAUGGACGAAGAUAAUUUGGCUUACGGUACGAUGGAUACUGAUCGACCCGAGGCUGCUGCUGGUAGUAAUGAACGCAUCGAGAGACCUAAGAAUGAUAGAAGAAAAACUACCUACACUUUCCCCAUCAAAAUUAUGCCAUCACCAAAAUCUUCCACUACAUCCGGCACCAACCUCACCCCAGAAUUCACAGAAUUCGAUACCCAAGCUUACUACAAUGAAUCCUUGGAUUACAACUAUAUUUCUUCCCGCUUCGCCUUUUCCCUCGGUUUAAAACCCGAUGCGGAUCGUGAAGCUAAACCAAGGUCAAAAUCCGUAUCAAAACCAAGAGUUCCUUUUAAACCAAAGACCCUGGCAAGAUCUCAAACUGCACCAAUUGCUGAAAUUAAACCACUUCAACGAUCAAGGACAGAACCCCUCUCAAGAAGAAUUUUCUCCCCUUUGAGUAGAGAAAGUACGGUUUCGGAAGAUGCACCCGCUCCUCCAUCGACAACAGAUUCAUCUCUUCCACCACGGAUUCCACCGAGAAGGACUUCUACAACUGCUACUCUCGUGCCUUCUAACUCUCAAGCUCCUCCUGUUUUCUCAUUUUUGGAACCAACGCCUGAAGCUAUCUCAAGAUCAAGUUUAACUAGCCCAUUAUUUCCAGAUGCAGAUUUAAAUCCAUUUUCACCAAGACCCGGAGCUACUUUUAGUGCAAUGGUGGUGGAUACACCACCUCGAACGCCUCAGCGACCAAAACCAUUACACUCUCAUACCGAGGGACAACCCAGUCUUUUCGAAGCCUUAAAUUCACAUCCCGUGAUCCCCAUGCCAAAUAUCCCCACAAUCCUUACCGAAGAACCCGAAGGAAUCUCCGAGGAACCAGAAGGAAUUUCCGAAGAACCAGAACGAGAUCUCGAAGGAAUGGGAACUGGUACUGGGAUUGGUAUGGGUUUUGGAAUCGGUGAGGAAAUUCGCGGCAGGGAAAACCAAGAUCCAGACUCCAUGACAGGAGAUCUAACCCUGCAUUGGAAAUCUUCUCCUCUGUCGAGAUACACACAACGAACGGUCUUUUGGAUCGUACCACAUGCGAAAUUCGACAUAGUCUUCGGACACGACGAAACGGAUUUCAAUAUCCCGAUCCAAAAUCCUCCGAAGUGGGGACUUGGUACUUGGGGAAUCGGAGGAGGGGAAAGAGGGAGAAGGGGAGAGAGAAAUCAAUUUAGAGAGGGAAUUAGGAGGGGUGUUUUAAAGAAGGUAGAGGAGCAGAGCACAUUUUCGCUCUUGUAUAGCGCGACAAAUCUCAUGGAUGCUUGGUUGAGACCGCCUUAUUCGGCGAAUAUGCGUUCGCAUUCUGCGCAUUCGGAUUCAAAAACGCCCUUACUGGGAAACUCAAACGAGAAUGAGAAUGGAAAAUAUGGGGAUCAUCACGAGAAUAUCCACCAUACGGCUCUUACCUUUCCAGAAUUGGAAUAUCAACUUAGGAAUGAGUUGAAUUGUACGGAGGAACGCAGACGCAAACAUGAGGGAAAACGCGCGGUAAAUAUUUGGGAUGUUAGAGCUGGGAAGGCGGUUCUAGCUGAACAGGCCAAGGGAGCUAGUGGAGAGAUUAGAAAAUUGGUGGGGGCCGUGGUGAAGGAUGUUAGGGAGAGAGAUGGAGGAAGAGAUAAUGGGAAGAAAGUUAGGCAAAGUCCAAAUCCGGCUGGAGUUGGGAGAGCUCCUCCUUUGGAAGAAGAAGCUGAGACUGAAGCUGGAACUGGGACUGAAAUUACACAUGACAAAAUUGCUCAUGUAGAGAAUGCUCCUAGCUCUGCUGCUACCGUUAUUGCCCCAUCGAACUCAGAUGUUGCGAUCCCAGCUCAGCCCAAGUCUGAAAACGAAGCCGAACUUCCAAUCUCCGCUCCCCCAACAGACGCAACACAAGAAGCAUCUCAAGCGGCCAGCGAGCCCCUCCCCACACCACUUCCUAACCCUCAAACCUUCGAACUCUCUCCCACAACCGCAAAUGAGAGUCCAAGCUCUAGUCUGCGCGUCGAAUUCACAGAUGCCCAAAUGCAAGCCCAGAUUCAGGCGCAGAUGGACCGUGAAAUGGAGAGGGAGAUGGAGCGAGAAAUGGAACGAGAACUCCAGGAGCAAAUUGAUGCUGAGAUGCGAGCUCAGGCUCAAGCUCAGACUGAAGUUGAAGCUGGAGCCGCGCCUCCAGCUCUUCCUCCUCGUCCUAAACGCUCUGAAACCCAUUUAAAUGAACACAGUGAGCAAGAACACGAAGAGGAACAAGAAACCAAAACCGAACCCGAACCCAAAAACCUCAACAUUCACGCCUCCAUCUCCAAAAUCCGCUCCGCGCACGCCCAUCACGACGACGACUCCGCAGACGAAGAAGAAAACGAAGCAAUGUCUGAAAUUAUGAUAUCUAAAAUUCCCAUCCAGCGACUUCAUCUCGCUGAUGGUGCGGACGAUGCGUCUCUCGAACAGAUGUCUGUGAUUAAUUUUUCGCUCCCUGAUGCCACUUUCGGGACGCUAGAGGAGCGUUUUGAGAAAUUGUGGGAGUGGGAGGAUGAGGCGGUGCAUGUUGAGAGGGCGGUUUGGAGGAGUAGGUUUAGGGGUGUUUUGGGAGAGUUGUUGAGGGUUAGGGUGAGGGUUUAG
Molecule: messenger RNA, 2718 nt
Organism: Sclerotinia sclerotiorum 1980 UF-70
Lineage: Eukaryota; Fungi; Ascomycota; Leotiomycetes; Helotiales; Sclerotiniaceae
Exons: 2
Coding region: 1-2718 (905 amino acids)
Source: RefSeq, a predicted model, not a curated record